GAGACGACAAUGGAAAUAUCAGACGAUCCUCCCGGUUUGGGUGUUCUAGGAACACCGGUUAAGCCUCGGCAGUUUCAGAAAUUCUAUGUUCGACGAAAAAGUAUCAAGCUUUUGAACAUGUCACAUAACAAUGGCCCUGCAGUUUCUCCACAAGAGAUCAAAGCUUCUGAAUUGGUGAAUGCAGCUUCUUUGACAGACUCCAACGCAGACAAUGUUAGCAAAGAGGAGCUUGAUAAGAAUGGUUUUCCCCAUGUUGGUUGUGGUUUCAUAGCUAUGAAAAACAGUGAAGAAUCAGAAGUUCCUAAAGAUGAUUCACAAUGUGUUCAUCGGACAGAUCAUUCAAAAGAGGAACUUGGAGCAAAGUGUGCGAAGUCAAAAUUUCCUCAAGUAUACCAUAAUGGGAAAGAAAAAAAGACGAACCCCAAAGGAAUACCAAAAAAGCAGAGAUUCCAUAGACCAAGGAUUUUGGAAGAAGGAAGAAAACCAAGGAUUCAUACUACUACUCGGUUGAGAACUAUAUCCAUGAAAACAAGUAAGAAGGAGAAAGACAAUGAAGAGGAAGCUAUAGUUGAGCCUGUGACUCCAGAAAAGCAGAGUUUUCCAAAGAGAAGAAAAAACGAGGCCAGAAGAAAGGUAGCUCGAAAUUUGAUCUUUGAUGAAGAAACUGUUCCUAGUUGUCUCGAGCUCAGCAGGAUUUUAGGACAUAAUUUUCCAAGAGGGAGAAAGAGGAUGGCCACAUUUCCUAGAAGAGAUUUUCAUGUUCUGAUAUCACCAAUUUCAUUAUUUCCCAUGCCAAUUUGGAAAAAGAAAUCAAGAAGGUGUAACCGUAGGAAAAAUUUGGUCAGAUGGGCUAAAAUUGCUUUGUCUUUUGAAUGUCUUGAAGAAACUUUGUCGUUGGUAGCAAUUCAUGCAGAAGACAAAGGCAUAAAAAACAGAUUUAAAAGCAAUGUAGCACCGAAGCUGGAUUUGAUGCACUCUAAACGCAAAAAAAGAACUAAAAAUACUGUUGAACAUCCUAAAGUCCCAAAACAAAGGCUUAAAAAGCCUAAGGGUAUUGACAAGCUCCUAAUUAAAGAAACAAGUCAUGGGAAAAAUAAUGAACUUUUAUGUGUAGAAGAUUUUCCAAUUCAAAUUGAAGAGACACUCAUGACAUUUUCUAGUUGUGUUGCUCCAAAGGUACGCAAUAAAAGAAUGAAAGACAUUGCUGAGAAUUUAAUCCAGCAAUUGAAUUAUCAAAAAGAACAUGGUCUAUCAUCUCUAGCCGAUGUUCCCUUGCACAUCGAAGAUACUCUUAUGAGAUCUGUUAAUUAUGAAGUUCCAAAACAGCCUAUAAAAACAACUAAGGAUGCCUCUAAGUUGAUCAAAGAGAUGAGCAAAUUAAACAUCAAUAGAAGAGUAACAAGUUUGGGAAAGGCAAAGAAAAAACUUGUUACUGCAAAGGUUAAACUCGAUCCUGAAACCAUUAAAGAGUGGGAGUUGUUAAUGGUGAAUGAUUCUCCAGACAGAGCAUAUGCUGACAAGGAAACAGAGUCCAAAUGGGAAGAGGAAAGAGAGAUCUUUCAAAGUCAUAUAGAACUUUUCAUCAACCGGAUGCAUCUUUUACAAGGCAAUAGAAAAUUCAAGCAGUGGAAAGGCUCUGUUGUUGAUUCAGUGGUUGGAGUAUUUUUGACCCAAAAUGUUUCUGAUUUUCUUUCAAGCAAUGCUUACAUGAGUGUGGCUGCAAAAUUUCCCGUUGCUGCAAAGCAAAAUUUGGAAAGUCUACCAUACUUCGUUGAGGAAUCUCAAGAGGUUAAGGACUCAGUUGUUGAUGGUCCAAGACCAACUCAUAAUGGGAAUGAUGAUGCUAAAAAUCCACUUGAGUUUGUCUCGUUGCCAGAAAAAUUGGAACAGCAUGAAGAAGAUGCGAAAACAAAAAACAAAAAGAUUGGUAUUAUGGAAGAUGAGAACGUUGAUUGGCCGAGUUUGAGAAAAAAGUACACAAAAGAAGGAUUUCGGGACAUGAUGCAUAUGGACACUGUUGAUUGGAAUGCUGUGAGGUUAUCUACUCAAAAAGUUCUUGCUGACACCAUCAUAAAACGAGGACAGCAAAAUGGCCUUGCUAGGAAAAUUUUGAAAUUCUUGAACAUGGAAGCAAAACAAAAUGGAACGGUAGAUCUUGAAUGGCUUCGAAUGGCUCCAUCGGAUCUAGUGAAGAGAUAUCUAUUGGAGAUUGAAGGGAUAGGGUUAAAAAGUGCUGAAUGCGUACGACUGUUAGGACUUAAACAUUCUGCUUUCCCGGUUGACACAAAUGUUGGGCGUAUAGCAGUUCGGCUUGGUUGGGUCCCUCUUGAACCUUUAUCAAAUGGAGUUCAAAUGCAUCAGCUAUUUCAUUACCCUUCAAUGGAUUCAAUUCAGAAAUACCUUUGGCCACGGCUCUGUAAACUUCCUCAAGAAACUCUGUACGAGCUACAUUAUCAGCUGAUAACAUGUGGAAAGGUUUUCUGUACAAAGGUUAUUCCUAACUGUAACGCGUGCCCAAUGAAGUCAGAGUGCAAAUAUUUUGCAAGUGCAUAUGUCAGUUCCAAAGUUCUUCUUGAAGGUCCAGAAGAAAAGAAACAUGAGUCAGAUACAUCUAUGCCUUCAUAUUCACAUGAUGAUGUUGAUGUGCAUAUGGCAUCAAAGAUAACCUCGAUAGAAGAAUGUGUUUCUUCCGAAUACAGUAAUCAAGCUAACUUUUGUGAACCAAUGGUUGAGUUUCCGUCUUCUCCAAUCGCGGAAAUUCUAGACAUCGAAGAUACUCCUUGGAGAAGCCCUCGUCAGAUAUAUGCUGAAGAAAUUCCUGAAAUUGACAUUGACAUAGAUGCGCUGAAGAAAAACAUAGUGGAUGCACUUUUAACAGGUGGGAAGAUGCUGCAGAGUUGCAAUGACGAGAUAUCAAAGGCAUUAGUAGUUCUGACUCCAGAAAACGCAUGCAUUCCAAUGGAGCUGCCUCGUAAAACAAAGUAUUAUGAUAGACUAAGAACUGAACACGUGGUUUAUGUGCUUCCUGAUCACCAUGAGCUUCUUCAUGAUUUUGAGAAAAGAGAAUCUGAUGAUCCUAGUCCAUACCUUCUUGCCCUUUGGCAACCAGGUGAAAUGUCAUACUCGUUUACACCACCAAAGAAGAAGUGUAACUCAGACGGAUCGAUACUCUGUACGAUUAAGACUUGUUCUUAUUGUUGGGCUAUAAGGGAACAAAGCUCCAACGUUUAUCGUGGAACAAUCCUGAUCCCUUGUAGAACAGCAAUGCGAGCAGGCUUCCCACUCAAUGGAACAUAUUUCCAAACCAAUGAGGCAAAUCAUGAGACGAGUCAGAGACCUAUUGUCUUUAGUAGACAAUUGUGUGAUGGGUUAGAGAAGCGAGCACUAUACUGUGGUUCAUCAGUGACUUCCAUUUUUCGAUUUGUAGACGAAAGAAGGAUUCAACUAUGCUUUUGGACUGGGUUUGUAUGUAUGAGAGCAUUUAAUCGAAAGCAUCGAAAUCCAGAGGUACUCGUUCGAAGACUACACACCCCACCUGACGAGAGAGGAGAAAAGUACAUGAGAGACGAAUAA
Thlaspi arvense is the source of this 3573-nucleotide messenger RNA. The record is from the annotation of a GenBank genome assembly. NCBI's taxonomy places the organism in Eukaryota, Viridiplantae, Streptophyta, Magnoliopsida, Brassicales, Brassicaceae.